Molecule: messenger RNA, 880 nt
Organism: Hevea brasiliensis (rubber tree)
Lineage: Eukaryota; Viridiplantae; Streptophyta; Magnoliopsida; Malpighiales; Euphorbiaceae
Product: ubiquitin-like protein ATG12
Exons: 4
Coding region: 342-494 (50 amino acids)
Source: RefSeq, a predicted model, not a curated record
ACUAGCUAAUUAAAAAUUAACUAGUCAUAUAUUAUUUUUAACAACUUCAAUUCGAUGAAACUUCCCUUUCAUAUUAUUGGAGAUCAAACAACCCAUCGCAAAUCACCUUUUUUUUUUCUGUUUCCAUGAAAAAGAAUACACUUUUUGCAUAUAUAAAAAAUUUAAAAAUUUAAAUUUAUAAGCUCAUAUCAUGAAACAAAUAUAUAUCGUCAACUAAUUAUUGGUUCACUGAAUUGCUGCAGAUAUAAAUUGGAACAUUUAUUGAAGUAACAAUAAGAAAGAUGAUCUCAGAAGUAACAGCUAGCAACUCCACAAACGACAUCGGAGCUUUUGAGGGAUAAAUGGUCGCUGAGUCGCCGAGUUCUGUUCGAAAAGUGAUUGUUCAAUUAAAAGCAACUGCUGAUGCUCCUAUACUUAAGCAAAACAAGUUUAAGAACUUUGGCGUUGAUGGUAAACUGCUGAUCAAUUGUGCUUGUUCCAUGGCAUGGGGCUAAUUAUCACUCAGGGAUAUGAUGUUUCUGCACUUUUCAUAAUAUUUAUUCAUACAAGAGCACGUGACUUGUGGAUAAACUAAAGAUUUUGAUAAUCCAGAUGGGGAUUGAAAAUGGAAGAUCCCCAUGUAUUUUACACCAUUAAUAUAUCUCACUUAGACUGCUCACUUCGUUGCCUUUAUGAAUAUUCGGGCUACUGGGUUGGAGCACUUUGAAUCAUUGACUUGUACUCUCUCACAUUAUUCAAUUAAAAAUCAUUUGGCCUCCCAACCUUUUAAAUGCAAUUUGACUUAAAGAUGAGUGAUGCUUUAACAUGUACUGUUUGUCUUUGUUUGCUCAAGGAUUCUUUGGGCUGUCAAUGCCAGCUAUCUAUCAAUUGUUAGAUUAAA